AGUAUUCCACUAAACACAAGAACUGAAUGGGGUGUACAAUAAUCACCCCCAAAUUGUGUUGCCAGCAGUAUGCAAAAUAGUCAUUCAAUAUGCCCAAAAAGAAGCCGACACCCGUUGAGGAACUUGUUAUACCUCCUCAAAAUACUAAAAUUUGCGGAACGAUUUGUUUAUGUCAGUUAACUUUAAUUCUCAGCAGUGUAGCUAUAGUGUACCUAACAGUCGCAAUUUAUGUUCCUUCAACUCGUGCAAUGAAGUCAGGAAUCUCAGAAACGCCAGUGAUGUGUACGACUACUCGGGCCGUUCAAGUGGAGUCUUGUGAUUGGGGCUCGUGUGGGGAAUGGUGUUUAAGCAAAACGUCAGGAUCUUGUAUGCAAAUUUACGUUAACCUUAGAAGAAAUGGUUCAAAUUUAUUAUUAGUGAACUGUACAAGUAUAGCGCAGAAAAUUUGUUAUGGUAAAGAUCAAGAAAACGCUAAAAGAAGUAGAUGCAUUGCAGAUGAAUGUAAAAAUUUGACAGGAACCUUCAACUGCUCAAUGGGUAUGUGCCUAGAUUUGACAGAUUCUUUUGAAUGUAUUUAUAAAUAUACCGAUCCACCUUUAAAAUGUUCUGGUAGAAGAGGUAAAAUUACUUGCAUUGACUUAAAUGGAUUGUAUAGCUGUAAUCGAGGUACCUGUGAAAGAAUUCGAACCCCGUACAACUGUGAUCGUCAUUGUGGAGGUGCGGAUAUCGUUACAAGAAACAAAAAUGUUAUAGUGCUUAGUGGAGAUGAGGUAUACUUAUCGCAAUGUCAAAGAUGCAUCGACAGUGAUACAGGACAAGAAGUUUGGAAUGAGUCCCAAGACAACGUUAUGAUGGCUUCUUGUCAUUCCAUUUUAAACACUUCAAGAGGCUUAGAAGCUACAGAUUGCGUAAAUGGUUCAUUGUUAGCAAAUAAUAUGCUACCAAAUGUAACAAACUUUACGUACAUUAGUUAUUUGAGUAUUUUUAGUACUGUUACUUUAGACGAACGACAAAUAGUUGCUCCUCCUGAACCUGAUUUAUUGAUUGCAAACGACAGUAGAUUACUCAUAAAUCUAGAAGGUUGUGUUAAUACUCUUAGAGAUGAAUGCAGAGACUUUUUAAAAGUUUACGGUAAAGACGGUACUGAUCAUUUUGCUAGAGCGCGGUUUCCUUGUUUCUAUUCCCUGGAUAAUCCAAAUGUAGUGGUAGCACGCUUCGAUUUGGCAACAACAACAAAACAAUUUUUAAUAGCAUCUGUCCUGCCCGUAGUACUAUUGGUAGUAUCUUGUUUAACACUUAUUCUUUGCCAGCGUGCAGUUGUGGUGGGCGAUGAUGCUAGAAUGAGAUUCCAAGGUUGCAUAAAAUCCGAAGCUCAGCCUCUCGAGAAAACUGCUUCGACAAACAAUAUUAAUGACAGAGGUGGUGAUAAUUCAAUUAUGGCACUUUGAGAUCAAGCACGCAUUCCCCUUCUAUUGGACCGAGACUGAAACGCUUCAUUAAACUUCGAAACCAUCUCGUAGGGGAAAGCGUAUUUUUUGGAUUUUAGCACAGCUAUUUAUUGAAUACUCGAAAACUUGUAAUUAUGAGCAUCACAACAGAAAAAAACCAACUCACUCUUAUUUCAAUCGUGGAAAGCGCCAAAUUUUAUACGUCAUUAUGUCUCGGAACCACAGCUAUUCUCUCGGUAUUCGCUUUCUUAUUUUUGAUACCGUUUGUAGUUGACCCGGCUAUUACAAGUCUUCUAGCUGAUUAUGAACCAGAGCCUGUGACGUGUAUAGCUACUCAGCAUAUUUACGCUGAAGGGAUAUCGAACUGUUCCUGGUCGUCAUGUCGUGAAGGCUGCACACGCGAAGCUACUAAAUGUCAUCAAAUCUACGUCAAUUACUCAAAAAUACCUUUUCUAAAAUACCAAAGUGAGAUGAUGGGGAUAAUACAAUGGGACGUAGCGGAUACUAGAUUUUUAAUCAAUACAGAGGGUUGCGGUUACCCUCCAUCUGUCAACUGCUCUGAGUUUGCCCAUCAGUAUGGAUACAAAACUGCCGGUACUCCCUUUCCAUGUUACUACAGCAGAGUUUAUCCCGAAAUGCAGGUCGUUGCGAGAUAUUCAUGGGAUGAUACUCUGCGCCACUUGGUACUCUCUAUCGCCAUUCCUAACCUGUUAUUUGCUGCUUCCAUAGGGGUACUCAGCUACUGGUAUUGUCCUGGAUGCGGCAGAUCCUGCCAGAAGUACAUACAUCAUUUUCCAACGCAAGAAGAAGACUUCGACGAAAACAACUACUAGCACACAGCAAAUUCUUGAACAUUUUAAUAUCUUAUGACGUAGGCUUUGACGAAAACUUUCCCUUAAAAAGAUUACCUUUACAUUAAACUAGACCGUUGAAGGCGUUUACAAAUAUACUAUCACGCUUUUUAAGGGCCUUGUGUGAACACAGCUUCUUGGCAUUUUUCUUUAAUUAUCUGGAGUUCAGGCACUAUCAAAAGCAGUUGAACCUGUAACAAUAUCUGGAUAAUAUAUUAAGAAAAUAAUGUAAGGGUACAUUGAUGUAAAGCCCCGUGGGAUUCGUCUUCGUAGAACCCGAGAUCUGUCAGGUUCGAAUCGAUAUUGGUAUUUUCGGUGCCUCUGGGGAGAGGUUUUGUGUUUCAUAGUACUGAGAUCAUCUUCUUUACACUUAAAGUUGACCAAGUGUUUUUGUAUUUCGAUAGCAUCUCUGAACAUAUGUUGAUAGAUGUGUAAUGCUCUACUAAACAAAUACACAUUUACGACAUAAGUAUUAGCAGCAACAAAGACCAUAGAUAAAAAAGGAGAAAAAGAGCAGGUACAAUGAAGAAUGGAUUUCUUUCUUGUAAAUAGGAUUUCCAAGAAAGCACACAAGAAAUAUAUAGAAACAGAACUUGAGAAAGAAGAACAAUUUUGUGAAAAAGUAGGUACGACGGUGGGCGGAAAAAAUAUUCAGAAGAGAAAAAAGAAAAUUCGAAAAUUAUGAAAUAUAGAGAAUGGAACAGAACUUUUAAAGUAACGAUUUAGGAGAAGCAUAUACAUAUUUUCCAAAUCUAAAGUAGUCUAACCUUAAACAUAAUUGUGUAGAAACUAAGAAGGAGAGAAAACCUAUUUGCAAACUACUGCAAACACAAGAAAAUAACCAUUUUUGCAUUUGCGGCAGAACAACAGAGGGAAUGAAGAAAUAAGGAACUUGCCUCUCGAAGAUGUCAAACAAGUACCUACCGCACAACACAAGCGCAAAGGAACCGUAAUUCGACGACCUUCUCUACGAAGUGCUUAAUUUUUAUAUUAUCUCCAUCAGAGUAGCUUCUUCUCGAUAAUAGUUACCUUUCUUUGGUUUCUUAAGGAUUUGAUGUUUCUCGUAAUUGCGGUGAUUAACAUUGUCAAUAUGUUAAUUUUAUCAAGUGUGAGUUCUUUCACUAACAAUAUUCAAGGGUACAGUAGGAAAUGGAAAGGGAAAUUCUAAACUGUUGAAUUUCUUCUACCUUAAUCAUUUUAGAUCUAAAUGUAUUAGAAAUUAUUUAUGGAAAGCUAAAAUUUGUAUUAAAUAUAACUGUUGAAACUUUUUUCGACAUUCAGUACAUUCCAAAUAUUGUAAGAAUUAGGUAGUUAAUUUUUUUAAGAAUAUUCAAUAAACACCAAAAUAAUCAAUGAAAGUUUUGAUAAGCCUGAAGCAAAUAAGAUAAUUCAAGAAAAUUAUCAGUAAAAAGACAAGAUCUGCUUAUAAAGAUAUUUAAAAAAUAAUAGUAUUUUAAACUAAUCGAGUUGAUACAGACUAUUUAGGAGUUAUGAUAUAAGGUUUUACUUCUUAAAGCGCUUAUAUUAGCCUUAAAUACUAUAUUCAAAAAAAUUUGUAAAUAAAUAAUACAUGAAAUUCAGUAUAUAAUAAUAAUACUGUUAAUUUUG
This is a messenger RNA of Diabrotica balteata, 3907 nucleotides long. The record is from the annotation of a GenBank genome assembly. NCBI's taxonomy places the organism in Eukaryota, Metazoa, Arthropoda, Insecta, Coleoptera, Chrysomelidae.